Messenger RNA from Anopheles cruzii, 2507 nucleotides. It is a transcript of the gene Dh31-R, whose product is annotated as calcitonin gene-related peptide type 1 receptor. Gene Ontology annotation, cellular component: plasma membrane. NCBI's taxonomy places the organism in Eukaryota, Metazoa, Arthropoda, Insecta, Diptera, Culicidae. The record is from RefSeq and is a predicted model, not a curated record. The coding region runs from base 1 to 1248 and encodes 415 amino acids. Gene Ontology annotation, biological process: adenylate cyclase-modulating G protein-coupled receptor signaling pathway; cell surface receptor signaling pathway. Gene Ontology annotation, molecular function: calcitonin receptor activity. The transcript is spliced from 10 exons.
AUGGCACUCAGCACGACAACCGACGCAUCGGUGGAUGUGAUUGCACAAAAGCGGCUCGAGUGUCUGGAAACGCUGAACCAAACCAUCGACACGACGGUCUCGGGACUAUUUUGCCCGGGCACGUGGGACGGGUGGCUGUGUUGGCCAGACACGGCGGCCGGAACCUCGGCGUACGCGCUCUGCCCCGAGUUCAUCUCCGGCUUCGAUCCGCGGAGAUUCGCUCACAAACUGUGCGAGGAUAACGGUGAGUGGUUCCGACAUCCGCAAACGAACAAAAGUUGGUCCAACUACACGACCUGCAUCAACCUGGACGAUUUCGAGUGGCGGAAGCAGGUUAACCUCAUAUACGAAACCGGAUACUCCAUCUCGCUGAUAGCCAUCCUGCUGUCGCUCGCCAUUUUAAGCUACUUCAGGUCGUUAAAGUGCGCCAGGAUAACGCUCCACAUGAACCUGUUUGCCUCGUUUGCCUGCAACAACUUCCUCUGGCUGCUCUGGUACCGCCUGGUCCUGACCGAGCUGGACGUGCUGAAGCAGAGCGGCCCCGGCUGCAUAACGCUGCACCUGGUGUUGCACUACUUUCUGCUGACCAACUACUCGUGGAUGCUGUGCGAGGGCUUCUACCUGCACACGGUGCUCGUGUCGGCGUUCGUGUCGGAGCAGAAGCUCCUCAAAUGGCUGCUGGCUCUGGGCUGGGGCUCGCCGGGCCUCUUCAUCCUGCUGUACGGCUUCCUGCGGGGCUACGCCAGCCCGCCGACCGACACGAUAGAGUGCUGGAUGAAUGAAAGUUUCUUCAACAAGGUGUUCGUGGGCCCGGUCUGCCUCUCGAUGCUGCUGAAUCUCGUGUUCCUGUUCAACAUAAUGCGAGUCCUGCUGCUGAAACUAAAAGCACCGGCGGGUCCACACGGUGCCGGACCAUCGAGGACGAUUCUGCAAGCAUUUCGGGCCACACUGCUGCUGGUGCCGCUGCUCGGUCUCCAGUACAUGCUGACCCCGUUCCGUCCGGACCAUGGGCACCCGUACGAGCGGACCUACGAAACGAUGCUCGCCUGCACAUCGUCCUUCCAGGGUCUGUUCGUGGCCGUGCUGUUCUGCUUCCUAAACGGCGAGGUAAUCGCACAAGUCAAGCGCAAAUGGCGGACGGUGUUCCUGCGGACCCGGGCCAACUCCUACACGGCGACGCAAGUGUCGCCGGUCCGCUUGCAGUUCGUUCGUUGCGGUCCACCGGUGCCGGGCGAGGAGAAGGUUUGACUAAAGGAGAACUCAGAACCCCGCCCUGACCAGCCCGCUAGCCGGAAGCCGCGCCAGAACCGGAGCAAGCGGAAGCACUCGCUGUUGCUGCCAGCGGCCCCGGCCGAACAACAGCUGGCCCAGCAGGCGGUCACCAGCCCCCAUUGCCGGCCGACAUCCGUCGGCGAACUGACCGCUUCCGGCGAACUGGCGCUCUGCUCGACGGGGCACCCCGAUACUGCCACCACCAACACAACGAAGCCGUCACCGCCGCUCCCAUCGGACGGUCCGACUGGCCAGAGGGUACACUUCCGCACACCGGAACCGGAGUCCGAUCGGCGGUGUCCGCCACCGGAUGGCCGAAGCGUCGCGUUCACCGAGUUGAGUGCGGUGCAGAACGGGCGCAGCAAGCCCGGUCACUACUCGCCGGCACCGGCCAACGGCUUCCAUCGCCACCAAAGCCACGACGACGAGCCGGAAGACGAGCUGGAUGACGAGGUUCCCGCGGACGAGGUACUGUAAGGUGCGCGGUGCCGGUGGCCGAGUUCCUGCCGGUUGUAGCUUUAAAAUGUGUAUCGCUGAAUGUAAAACUAAUGAAUGGCCAAAAACUAUCCUAAACUUACACCUUUGAGCUGAGCGUGAGAUGAGGUGAAAUCGUUUUCUAUGUUCUAGUGCGAGUUGCUGGACUUUGUAAAAAACAACAUAACCUGCUUAACUGUGGUGCUAAUGUUAAUGUUUCGUUUUAAAUAAAGUUUAGUAAAUUCUUCCUAAGGGACCGUCGAUGUAAGUGGGAUGCUACGGUGCGCCAAACAAUCGAAACCGCGACGGCGUUAGGCAAAGGAACUUUUCCUAGAAACUGAGAUACAAAAGAGGGGAACGAAAGGAAUGCAAAUUGAGUCGGUGCUCUAUGCUUCCGACCACACGCACUUAAAAGAGUUAGUUAAGUAUUAUAUGUACGAUAAUCAAAGGCAGGGUUUCUGGGUUCCCGAAACGAGUUCGAAAGCGAAAAAGAGAGACAGACCGAUAUGAUAGAUGGCGAUUAACGUGGCAGCCGUGGCUCGAAAGUAUUAAACAAUCUGCCACACUGUGUCCUCUAGACUUAAUGAGACGUUUUACAAAACAUUUGCGCAAGAAACGCGGCGGUGUGUGUUACGGAGAUCGCCACCGGAAACUAGACGUAAUAGAACAAACUGGUUAUAAGUGUUAUCCGAUACUCGCUGUAGCAAAAACCUGUCACCUGUGAAAUGCAACCAACUAUGUUUGAAAAUGGGCCGAACGUU